Molecule: messenger RNA, 438 nt
Organism: Entamoeba invadens IP1
Lineage: Eukaryota; Evosea; Mastigamoebida; Endamoebidae
Product: thioredoxin, putative
Exons: 2
Coding region: 1-438 (145 amino acids)
Molecular function (GO): protein-disulfide reductase activity
Source: RefSeq, a predicted model, not a curated record
AUGGCACAGUCGUCAGUACAACACAUCAACUCACUCUCAACAUUCGAGUCGUUUAUUAGCAGAAAUCCAGUUGUGAUUGUCGACUUUUUUGCGACGUGGUGUGGACCAUGUAAGAGUAUUGCACCAUACUUCGAAGAAUUGGCUCGAAAAACACCAUCAAUAAAGUUUGUUAAAGUCGACGUUGAAGAAGGGGCAGACAUUGCCGGGAAGUAUUCUGUGCACUCCAUGCCAACAUUCAUUCUUUUUAAAAACGGGAGUGAGUUUGAUCGCUUCAGUGGUGCCGAUAGAACCAAGUUGUUAAGCUUCACACAAGUUUCUGGGGGUGGACAACCUCAUCGACUUCACGAAGAGCAAAACAAGAUGUCGAUGAUGCGAACAGUAGCUGCAAUUGUUAUCAUCUUUGUGACCGUUUUUGUUGUGAGCAAACUGAUGAAGUGA